Messenger RNA from Rhipicephalus microplus (southern cattle tick), 5859 nucleotides. RefSeq lists its product as uncharacterized. NCBI's taxonomy places the organism in Eukaryota, Metazoa, Arthropoda, Arachnida, Ixodida, Ixodidae. The record is from RefSeq and is a predicted model, not a curated record.
UCCUCGGCAUCUCGCGGACAGCUGUUCGGCCCCGGCAGCUUAAUACGCGCGUCGGCGCGCGCAGUCGCGUUCUUGCCGGUGGCGAGAACAGGUCGACGCAGCCGCGCGCGUUGUGAUUUGUGUUCCGUGAAGUGCUCGCCUCUUGUGGAUACGCAUUCCGUCGCCGACGCUCGCUCCUGCUUGAUCGACGCGACAAGUUGGGAUAACCGCUCAUCGUCACCGAGCCAUGGGCUAGGACCCCACCCAGAACUCUUCGCUGAUCCGGAUGGACGAGGACGACGAACAGGUCCAGUUCUAUUCGCUACCGCCUGAGGGCAUGAUCCUGCCCGCAGACGAACUCGGGAGUCCACCGCCGGAGAACGGGUGUCGAGGAGAGGGUGAAGACUCGUUCGAAGGAGAAGGGACAGAAGAGGUGAUCGCCAAAGUCGACAAGCCGGACGGCUGUGCGGUCAGCGAUGCCCUACAACGAUUGGUCGAACUGUGCGAGGCACCCGAGAACGGUCUAGUCACCCUGGACAAGCUCAUGGCAGUCAUUGAGAGCCAGGGAUUCCAGUGUUCGGCUCAGGACGAGCAGUCUCUGAACCAAGUCUACAAUGCCCUGUGGGCUGAGAGCGAGUCCAAGGGCCUAGUCACCAAUGGGUCCUCCGGCAAGCGUGACGUCCACGUGGACAUCCAUGGCUCCAAAGUGAUCCGCAACCUGCUCGACGACUACCAGCGGAAUGCGCACCUCCAGGACAUCUGGGAGCCGGGACUGUCAGUGCUGCUGGACUCAAGUAAGUCGGGCGGGUGCACACCCACGCACAGCGGGGGCAGCAGCCCCGUUGCAUUCUCCACGCCUCUUCGUCAUGCUGGUGGCGGUGGUGAUGUCGCUGGUAGCACUAAAAGGGGUGGUGGCGGCCGCGGAGGUGCAUCGGGUCGCUCAACUUCAUCUACCUGCUCUUCGGCAGAAAUACUCUCAUCCCUGGAGGUGUCCAUGUUCAGCUAUGGAAGCAAAGAAGGCAUAGCAGGCGACAUCAGCAUUCUGGAUCUGGCACAAUUGGAGUCUGAGCGGUCUCAGUUUCAGCACAACCUGCAGCGGCUGACCAAGGAGAAAGAGGAUGGGAUGCGCCAGUGUUUGCAGCUCGAGGAGGCCAACCAGGCAUUAGCCGCAUCCAACAAGGGCCUGCUCGAGCGGGUGCGAAGCCUGUGCCAAGAAGUGGAGGCCCUGAGGAGUGCCAGUGCAGAACUGGAGGAGACGAAGGCUGCACUGGCCGCCGCCAGUGUCGCUCGGCAGGAGGCAGAGCAGCACCUGGUGCAAGCCAGAGCGGCCAAGGCAGCACUUGAGAGCCAACUCGAGAAAAGGAUGUCUGAGGUGGACAGCCUACAGGAGAAAUUGACCAAGUCUGAGGUCCGUGCGAAGAAGGCGUCCGAGACUGUAGCCAAAGACCGGCUGCGACUCCGCGAACUCGAGAGCCGGAACCUCAGCCUCAGGGAGCAGUUGUCGCAGGAGGCCAGCAAGCUUGCUGAGAGUGCAGCUGUGGUCCAGGAUCUGUCCAAAACUGUCGAGACUCUGGAACACAGGCAGAAGGACACAGAGGACGAAUUGCGGCAGCAGCGUGUAGAAAACCUUCGGCUGAGAGAAGCGCUGUACGAGCGGAACUCUGUGAUAGUCGGCGACACCAGCACAAUCACCGGCACGGAGCUGCACGACACCAGUCCUGCGGCAGCCGCUGGCGAGGCCAACCUGGACAGCGACGAGGGCGUGCGCUCCAUCUCGCCGGCCAGCGUCCUCCUGCUGGACCUGUCCUCCUCCUCAUCGCACCAGCCCAUCAGCGACGAGCUCUUCUUCAGUGCGCUGGACCUCCCGUAUGCGAGCACGCCGGUUGGAGUGCUCAGCCCUGGUUUGAACCACUCUGGACAUAGCAGCCUACCAUCAAAGAUAUCAGUUGAAGAGAACGUGGGCAGCUCUGGAGGUCAAACCUUGCAGGCAAGGCUUGAACAGGAGCUGGAGAAAAAAGAGGAACUCAUCAGAGAACUCGAAGCAAAAAUUGCAGAAAACAACGAGGAGCAGAUGGCACUGGAGCGGCGGCAUGCCGAGCUGUGCAGUUUCCUCGGCCUCUCCUUGGUUGUGCUGAGGUCCAUUCGCUUCGACCUGCAAGCGACUGCCAAGGUUGCUAUUCUCUAUUUGGCUCUCAAAGAGGUAACACUGAGGAUGCACUGGGUGAAAUUGGUGCGCCUUCUACAGAACUUGAAGUGCUGCUGUUUUUCAGGGGCUGCAUCAGUACUGGCUCUGGCUAAACAGGACAGACAGUUGGUGUCGGCCCUGGAAGAUGCCAGCCCCGAGUCUGCGUACUCUUUUCCGGAGGACGUGGUCCGGGAGCAGAUCCAGCUGGAACUGCAGACGCUCAGGGCGCAGAUCACAAAGAGCCAAGCGGUGCUCACUUAUCUCCAAAGCCGUGGCUCUAGAGUGCCCCUGUCUCUGUCGUCCGAGUGUGCGACCAAUGACCGCAAGGCGCUCGUAACGCACCGUGGCUACUCCGAAGAAGGUGUUCAUCCCGAUGACCGCCACUACGACACCUCAGAGACGCACCGUUCCAGGAGGCCUUCGGGUUGCCAGGCUUGUGGGUGCAUUGGUCGCUGCCGAGGCCGUCACGCGGGUCGCUUCUCCAGCACCUUCUCGUGCCCCACCUUGUUGUCGCGUGACUCGCCGGUGGCGAGAGGGACGCAGACCGAACAGGCAGCAAUGACGAGGUCUUGCGACUGCCAAACAGAGCCCUUGGCUGCUGCCGACGUACUGUACGACAGGGCUGUCGACGAGCAUGAGGUGCCCAUUGAGAUGCGGACCGCGGCGGUGCUGGACUCGACGCCACCGUUUCCGCGCCAUCGGAGCAACAGCUUUGUGUGUGCCAUCCAAGGAGGGAACGCUGCCGCUGCAGAGGCAUUCGACAAUAGUGGAAUCUCAAAGGAAAACAGUACAGCUGACAGUGGCAGUGCCAAACCACCGUUGCCAAAGUUGACAUUCGAGGACUUUGACGGGCAGCGCAGGGAUGGUGAUGAGCAGACCCGGAAGGCAGCCUUGAGGAAAUGCCUGCUUGAGGUGGGACGCAGUGUGGCCAUGGACUUAGAUCAGCCAGACGGUUCGACGGGUUCACCACGACCACGGGUUCCCCUGAAGAAGACCACCUUCAUGUUGGAGCGACCCGAGACGGAGUCGGCCCAGGGAAGCCUCGAUGGACAGGAGGUGUUUCCCUCGUUCUCCGACAUCGUGCUCGCCUCGCAGGGACUCUCCAAGGACUCCCCUGGUUCGGACCAGCUGACCGAAGAGGAUGUUGAGAACAAGUUCACCACCCUUUCCCUGGGUUUCAAGACCGACCGGCUGACGCUGACCAAGCGACUGGAGCUCCACCAGCGCCACCGGGACAUAGCCGAGGGAAACAUCCAGGCCGAGCUCAACGCUAUCCGGGACCUGGCGCAGACCCUGGACUCGCUGUGCACGGACGACGAGCGCGUCCGGGAGGUGGUAGCGCAGAUUCGCAACCACGUCGACGUCAUCCAGCAGUCCACCGACCGCGUGUCCAGCCAGGCGGAGGUGUACGGUGCCGUCCAACAGGAGGAGCGCAUGAGCAGGGCGUUCGAGGUGAUGGUGGCUCACGUGGAGAACCUCAAGCGCUCCUCCGAGCGGGAACACCGGGAACUGGAGGAGGCCCGCAAGCUGCUGCUCGACCAUCAGCUCAUGCACGACGCGGCCAAUGUGACGCCCGUAAAGGAUGCUCGUCGCAGGGCCAGCGUCGCCUGUGUCCGCAGACCAUCGGGAGAGGAUACCCGGGGAAACCUUGUCUACUUAGACUCCCGGGGCCGGCUGUUUAGCAUCCCGGGCGGCUCAGCGAGCACUUCGUCGGUGCCAGGCCCCGUGCGUGCCCUGCGAGCCCUCAACCUGGGUCCCCGGCGCUGUUCGCUUCCGGCGCCCCACGCCGUGCUUCUGCCUACGGCACAAGAGGCCGACGCGGCGCGAGCCGCCGUCGACGCCGCGGCCUGUUGCAAGUCGGAGUGUCAUGUGGAGGAGGACACUGUGGGAUCUGCAGCUAAAGCCAAUGGUUCACACCCCCAUGGUGCAACCAGUGGAGACCACGGAGUUCCCAGCUUGUCUGCCCUUGAGCCCAGUGGCCAUGUUACCGAAGAAAGAUCAGAGAGGCUGAAUGGCAUGGAGUAUAUGAUGUGGAUGAGCUUCGGGCUCGGGUCGAAGAAGAUGAGGAAGGGAAUCAAGAGGGCGAUGGAGAGACAGAAGGCGGCAACACCAGGGAGGAUGCUACCAACAGUUGACCUGCUUCACUGGGCAGCCAAUGUGGUCGUCAGGGUGAAGUACUGGUUGAACAGAAGUCGUCAGGUACUGGCGGGGCGCAAGCGAUUGGCACCAGUGACUGUCCAACGCUUCACAACUGCCCGCUACUUCCUCAGUGGCCUCUUAGUCACCGCAGCCCUAGUGACUGCCCUGGUCGUGCUCCUGCCAGGCGUGCCACCAAGUUCCGCAACACAAAACGAUGUUGCCGACAUGAUUGAGCUCUGGCACGACCUAUGCCGCUGGGGACCGGAUCUUGUGACGCUGCGGCGCGGUGAUCGUGCGCCACCAACGUGAUUUUCAGGACUUGAGACAUUUCUUCCUCUGUCGAUGUCUUUCUCGUGGAUGCUCUGCAAAGUGUGCAUAGUUUCUGCGAGAAUGUCUAGACACGAGCACCUGUGAUGUGAUCUUUUCAGAUUAUCCUCUUUUGUUAGUGUGUGUACAUUUCAGUUCAUACAUUGAUGUGUCACAGGACCAAACUUACAAGAAAUAGACUGGUACAGGUUAGAUUGACAAAUGGCUCUUCGUUGUUUCAUGAGAUGUAGAUAGUUGCUGCUAAGUAGCAGUGACAAGUCGCUGUCAUUUUUUAGAAAAACUUCUUUUUCUUUUUGUCUGUGUGUGUGUGUGUGUGCAUGUAUGUUUGUGUCAGUAUUUUUUACGCAAUACAACUUCCCAGGAGCACGCUUCAAAGGAAGGUCAAACAAAGUGCUGCAGACUACAUUGGCUAAAUCGGCAGACCUCUGAAGUGUUCACGUGAACGGUGGCACGACACACUCAUAAUUCAUAGAUGUGUGGCCCAUUGUGUUACCAGUGCAUGUAAACACUACAUUUAAGUUUCGAAAAUUUUGGCAAGUCCGUGCCUACAUAAGACUCAGCAAACCUGUCUGAAGACAGUUGUGGCUCAAACCUGGUCACACAAUUUUCAGGCCCCUGCAAUGUCCCAGGAUCUUGAGUCUAGCCACGUCAUACACGCCUGGCAAGUACUCAUGCUGGCAAUAUCUCAAUGAACGUUGUGCGUCAUCAUUGGUUCUACCACCUUGCCAAUUCAUUGCCAGUCUUUGCAAACGGUCCUCUUCAACUCAAGGAGAGUUCCAUUUUGAGAGAACAAAGUUCACAAAACGUAGCAACUUAAAAUUCGACUGCCACUCUACAGGCUUGCGUGUGCAGCUUGAAAACCAUUGUAUGCUGGCAGUUUGUCGUAAUGCUGUCAUAGAAUCUGUUUUUGCUUUUUGUUGCAGUAGUUUUUUGGAACCGAGUGCCAUGCGUGUGUAUUAUUUCGUCAUGUGCAAUACUACUUUUUUUUUUAUCUCAAGCAAGAGAUGUACAGUUUUUUUGUACAAAGCCUAGUAUGACUACACCUUGUUCACAUUUACUGACCUGUUCCAACGAGUUGAUGUGUGAAAAGUAUUCGCACCUGUGUGACUGUUAAUAGUUUGUAUUUAUAUAUAGUUCUGUUUAUUGCUGUUACAAGCUCUACGAGUUCAUAAAGGUUUUGUAAAGUUUUAUUAAGUGACCAGCCCUAAAUUUGGGUUGAAUUUUAGACA